AUGACUGCCCAGACCCUCCCUAUGUCUACCAGUUCCUCAAAGAGCUUUCCCCUAGUUCGCCGCCAAGCUCAUCGAAAGCUGGCCGACCCGGCGGCACGAGCGUCCGAUCCGGAGCCGCCUCGACUCUCUUUGCGGGUCGCGGGGGCGGGGCUACCUACCGAUCGUGCACCCGGCCAGAUCAGAGUGAGACCGCUAGACGUGGCGAGACGCGUGCAGGUGUGGCUAUGCGCUACGGACAAGCCCACACCGGACAGUGCCCAGUUGUGUGCAUUCGAUAUGCGAUGGUCAGGCCGCCGCAAUCAGAGUGGGUGGGGCGGGGCGCGAAACGGCACUCCGAGAAUUCUCGCCCCAGUCUUCUACGUCAUAAUUAUUGCUAUCAAUAACGUUGAUAAUCUGCUCUUGGACCACAUGCCACACCUUCGCUGCCCCUUUUUAUAUGGGGAGAAGUUAUCAACGUACGGUAGACUCUUGAUCAGUGCAGCUGGCAGCCUGUACUACUGCUACUCGACCAUCCAGCCAGGGCUCGAGAAUAUUCGUGGCCGAGAGGUGAGCUCUGGCGCGUCGAUCCACACGCGCUUUACCGGCGCUCAGCGCUCCAUCUUGAAGCGGGGGGUGGAACGUUUACGCCUGGUGGAGAGAGAUUCGAAAGGAAAGGUGUUUCCGCUCAGGCACGCUAUCAGUAAAGCCCGGAUCGUGCGCGCACUCCAGCGUUUGCUGUCUCUACCCUUCUUCUCCCCCGUCAUGGACAAGCUGUGGGCAUUCCUGCGCAGCCGCGCCGUUGGUCUCGUCCCGCGUCGUGAGAGGUCCGUCGACCGCGGCACGCUCAUCGCCGCUCUCCGAAGCCUCACGUGGAUGCAAUGGGCCCAAUUCGUAGUUGGAUGGCUCGCAUGGACCUGCGAUGCGUUCGACUUCUUCAGUGUAUCCCUCAGCGUGAGCAAUCUCGCGAAACAGUUUGACAGGACUCCUCAUCGCAUUACGACGUCCAUUACGCUCACCCUGCUAUUCCGUUCUGUGGGCGCUGUCAUCUUUGGUAUCCUGUCUGACCGUUUCGGACGCAAAUGGCCCCUGGUCGUGAACCUGCUCAUCGCGGCAGCCUUCGAGCUCGGCUCGGGCUUCGUCCAGACCUUCCGCCAAUUCCUCGCAGUGCGCUCCCUCUUUGGUGUCGCUAUGGGCGGCAUCUGGGGGCUUUCCGUCUCCACCGCACUCGAAAAUCUGCCAGUGGAGGUGCGUGGGCUCGCAAGCGGCUUCCUCCAGGAGGGGUAUGCGGUUGGCUACCUUCUUGCGGCUGUCGUGAACCUCAAGCUCGUUCCCGAGGUGAACGCGGGUUGGCGUAGCUUGUUCUGGACGGGCGCGGGCAUAUCGGUGUUUACUGCAUUUCUUCGCAUGCUUCUCCCCGAGAGCGAGUACUUCUUGCGCGCCAAGGCCGACGAGCUCGCCCAAGGACACACCACAAAGAACAAGACAAAGGUCUUCAUCAAGUCCACGGGACAGAUGCUCAAGCGCCACUGGGUGUUGUGUUGUUAUGCCAUUAUAAUGAUGACCGGAUUCAACUUCCUCUCUCAUGGUUCUCAAGAUUUAUACCCCACGUACCUCACGACUGUAAAACACUUCAGCCAGCACGAUGCUACUAUAGCUACCAUUAUCGGAAACUGCGGCGCUGUUGCCGGAGGUGUAAUCGCCGGUUGGAUGAGUCAAUACAUCGGCCGUAGGCUGACCAUCAUCUUCUUCACGGUGCUCAUUGGAGCAUUCAUCCCGCUCUGGAUCCUCCCAAAAACAUUCGGGGCGCUCUCCGCCGGCGCGUUCUUUCUCCAAGUCGGCGUGCAGGGCGCAUGGGGCGUGGUCCCCAUCCAGCUGUCAGAGUUGUCGCCACCAGCCUUCCGCGCAACUUUCCCGGGCGUGGCGUACCAGAUCGGCAAUAUGGUUUCCUCCGCCUCAGCGCAGAUUGAGUCCACGAACUCGAAUAUCGCGACCGUGCAGGGCAUCCUCGUCGGCACCGUCGCGGCUUUCGUCGUCUUCUGGACGAUCAUCGGGCCCGAGAACCACGGCUCGCACUUUGAGAAGUACAAGGCGGCGUUCGAGGAGGGUGCCGGGGAGGACAAGGAGAUGGAGGUGGGCACGGAGGUGCCCCCAGCGGGCGGAGACAGCGGCUCCAUCACCGAGUACCGCUCGCGCCCCACGAGCGUGCAGAUCGACGACGAGAAGAAGGAAGGCAGUGUGGAUGUCGUAUAG
This is a messenger RNA of Sparassis crispa, 2229 nucleotides long. Its product is annotated as Carboxylic acid transporter protein. Bases 1 to 2229 code for a protein of 742 amino acids. Gene Ontology annotation, cellular component: plasma membrane. Gene Ontology annotation, biological process: plasma membrane lactate transport. Gene Ontology annotation, molecular function: secondary active monocarboxylate transmembrane transporter activity. The transcript is spliced from 18 exons. The record is from RefSeq and is a predicted model, not a curated record. NCBI's taxonomy places the organism in Eukaryota, Fungi, Basidiomycota, Agaricomycetes, Polyporales, Sparassidaceae.